CGUCCGUCCGCCCGCCCGCCCGCCGGCCAUGGCAGGAGCCGGAGGCGGCGGCUGCCCCGCGGGCGGCAACGACUUGCAGUGGUGCUUCUCGCAGGUCAAGGGGGCCAUCGACGAGGACGUGGCCGAAGCUGACAUCAUCUCAACUGUUGAAUUUAAUUACUCUGGAGACCUUCUUGCAACAGGAGACAAGGGCGGCAGAGUUGUUAUUUUUCAGCGGGAACAAGAGAAUAAAGGCCGCCCUCACUCUAGGGGAGAAUAUAAUGUUUACAGUACCUUUCAAAGUCAUGAACCAGAGUUUGACUAUUUGAAAAGUCUAGAAAUUGAGGAAAAAAUUAAUAAAAUUAGGUGGUUACCACAACAGAAUGCUGCUCAUUUUCUACUCUCUACAAAUGAUAAAACUAUUAAAUUAUGGAAAAUAAGUGAACGGGACAAAAGAGCAGAAGGUUAUAACUUGAAAGAUGAAGAUGGACGGCUUCGAGACCCAUUUCGAAUUACAGCACUGCGGGUCCCAAUAUUGAAGCCUAUGGAUCUUAUGGUAGAAGCAAGUCCACGACGAAUUUUUGCAAAUGCUCACACAUAUCAUAUAAAUUCCAUUUCAGUAAAUAGUGAUCAUGAAACAUAUCUUUCUGCAGAUGACCUGAGAAUUAAUCUAUGGCAUUUAGAAAUCACAGAUAGAAGUUUUAACAUCGUAGACAUCAAGCCUGUGAAUAUGGAGGAGCUGACGGAGGUGAUCACGGCGGCCGAAUUCCACCCGCACCAGUGCAACGUGUUUGUCUACAGCAGCAGCAAAGGGACCAUCAGACUGUGUGACAUGCGCUCCUCGGCCCUGUGUGACAGACACGCGAAGUUUUUUGAAGAACCCGAAGAUCCCAGCAGUAGGUCCUUCUUCUCAGAAAUAAUCUCCUCCAUCUCCGAUGUGAAAUUCAGUCACAGUGGUCGGUACAUGAUGACCCGAGACUACCUGUCGGUGAAGGUGUGGGACCUCAACAUGGAGAGCCGGCCCGUGGAGACCCACCAGGUCCACGAGUACCUGCGAAGCAAGCUUUGUUCUCUGUACGAAAACGACUGCAUCUUUGACAAGUUCGAGUGCUGCUGGAGCGGUUCGGACAGUGCGAUCAUGACCGGGUCCUACAACAACUUCUUCAGGAUGUUUGACCGGAACACACGGAGGGACGUCACGCUGGAAGCCUCCCGGGAGAACAGCAAGCCUCGGGCCAGCUUAAAGCCUCGGAAAGUGUGUACAGGCGGUAAGAGAAAGAAGGACGAGAUUAGUGUGGACAGUCUGGACUUCAAUAAGAAGAUCCUGCACACGGCCUGGCACCCGGCGGAGAACAUUAUCGCCGUGGCUGCCACCAACAACCUGUACAUAUUCCAGGACAAACUCAACUAAGGAAGCCAGCGCAGGGACUGAGCCCGGCCGUCUUCUCAGCGGAGGGGCGUCAUCCUCCCUGUGAGAAGUCACGGGCCGCUGCCCCCUCCCCUGGAUGGCUGGGGGGCCUGGCCUUCCCCCUGCGGCGAGGCGGCCCGGGCCGCUGCCCGCAGAACACCGUUCAGCGCGGAUGUGGUGGACAGUGCCCAGUAAAGGCCAUCACUCAAAAUAAAUGUAUUUAUUUCAGUCUGA
Canis lupus familiaris (dog) is the source of this 1621-nucleotide messenger RNA. It is a transcript of the gene PPP2R2D, whose product is annotated as protein phosphatase 2 regulatory subunit Bdelta. Gene Ontology annotation, biological process: peptidyl-serine dephosphorylation. Bases 29 to 1390 code for a protein of 453 amino acids. Lineage: Eukaryota; Metazoa; Chordata; Mammalia; Carnivora; Canidae. Gene Ontology annotation, cellular component: protein phosphatase type 2A complex; cytosol. Gene Ontology annotation, molecular function: protein binding; protein phosphatase regulator activity. The record is from RefSeq and is a predicted model, not a curated record. The transcript is spliced from 10 exons.